This is a messenger RNA of Selaginella moellendorffii, 2940 nucleotides long. Its product is annotated as ubiquitin carboxyl-terminal hydrolase 5. The coding region runs from base 311 to 2806 and encodes 831 amino acids. The transcript has 14 exons. Gene Ontology annotation, molecular function: cysteine-type deubiquitinase activity. Gene Ontology annotation, biological process: protein deubiquitination. The record is from RefSeq and is a predicted model, not a curated record. NCBI's taxonomy places the organism in Eukaryota, Viridiplantae, Streptophyta, Lycopodiopsida, Selaginellales, Selaginellaceae.
UCUUCUUUCCUGGUGGCCUCCUGGAUAGAGAUCUAGCCAAAUUGGUGACCUAAUAAUCGCGGCCACAUUGUCCCUCCCUCGACGAGGAUUUCAAUUUCUCUCCCACCUAGGGUUUAUGCUAGAUGCAUUUUGCUACUUCUAGGGUUUAUCCGCGCGCCAGUGUCGACGGCCCGACGAUUGCUCGCCCCGGAUCGAGUCGCUGGAGCGCCUCCUCUCCCCCUCCCACCCCAGCGGCUCGGAAUUUUUCGAAUUCCUCCUCGGCGCGGAUGACAGCGGCCUAGAUUCGGUAAGGCAUCCAGGCGAAUCAAGCAUGCUCGCGCCCCAGGCAUGCGUGGAGAAUGCUGCUCAGGAGAAAGGAGCAAUCAAAAUUUUGACGGAGGAAGUGCAAACGAAAGAAGGCGAUACGUAUUUCCUUGUUUCUGCCAAAUGGUGGAAGAAAUGGGUAGAGUACAUUCAAGAGGACUGUGCAGACUCUCUGGAGGCGUUUUACUUCGAACCAAAUGGCUCGAAGCGCCCCCCUAGUAUAGAUAACUCUGAUUUGCUAGAGGAAUCCACUGACUCGCUCCGGAACACAUUGGUGGAAGAGCGUGAUUACGUUCUUUUGCCUGAGAGGGUCUGGGAAUCGCUACACAAGUGGUAUGGAGGAGGUCCAGUUUUAUCCAGGAAGGUGAUCAGUGUAGGCUCGACGGAACUCUGCGUCGAAGUUUACCCGUUGCAGCUCAAGAUUAUCGUCCAACCAAGUGGUGAUCAUACUAUUGUGAAUAUAAGUUCGAAGGAAACUGUAAAGGAACUCUAUCGAAGGGUUUGUGAAUUAUUGGAAACCAGUGAAAUAAGACUUUGGAAAUACUGCUGGCGGACGAGGCAAAAAGAGCUUCUUGAUGUCAGUCAGACUUUACAAGACGCAGCCUUGCAAAUGGGGCAAGAAAUCCUAUCUGAAGUUCGAGUGAAUGGUAAAUGGCCAGACGAAAUUUUUCUCAACGGUGGAAGGGGCUCUAACUUUUCAUUUGGCGGAAGCAGAGCUAGCAGCACCAUCACAAAGCACUCUGGCUCGAUUGCCUAUUGGGGAGGCGGACCGCAAGGACUGGUGGGGCUCCAGAACCUUGGAAACACAUGCUUCAUGAACAGUGCUCUUCAAUGUUUAGUGCACACGCCUCAGCUUACCACUUUUUUCCUCCAAGAUUACAGUAAGGAAAUUAACAGGGACAACAUGAUGGGAACAAAAGGAGAACUGGCAGUCGCAUUUGGAGAGCUUCUACGCAAAGUAUGGUCACCAAAAUCAUCCCCGUAUUCUCCACGUUCAUUCAAGAUGAAGCUCUCUCGUUUCGCUCCGCAAUUCAGUGGGUUUAAUCAGCACGAUUCACAGGAGUUGCUGGCAUAUUUACUGGAUGGACUGCACGAAGAUCUAAACCGCUUAAAAACAAAGCCUUACAUCGAAGUGAAAGAUGAGGAUGGUCGGCCAGAUGAAGAGGUCGCUGACGAAUAUUGGGAAGCUCACAGGGCUCGGAACGAUUCAGUAAUUGUUGAUGUGUUUCAGGGCCAGUACAAAUCAACUUUAGUCUGUCCAGUUUGCAGCAAAGUGUCAGUGACAUUCGACCCUUUCAUGUAUUUGUCUUUGCCUCUCCCUACGAACACUCGUACUAUGACAGUUACGGUGAUAAGUUCCGACGGCAGCUCACCGCCAAAGGCACACGCAGUUGUGGUUCCACGACAGGGCAAAUGUAGGGAGCUAGCAAAAGCCGUAGGCAACAGUUGCGGCUUGAGCACCGACGAAAUGCUGCAGCUUUUCCAGCUCAAAAGCCAGCAUUUACUAGAGGACACCUUGGGUCUGUCGACCAUACCAGAUACCGACCAGCUGGUGGCUUAUAGGCUUCCAAAAUUGUCAGAGAGUGCGCAGUUCGUGGCCUUCAUCCAGGAACAACUGGAAGAAAAGGAUCGUUUCAGAGUUCCUUUCAUCAUUCCCAUACCACCGGAGGGCUUCAGGACGGGCGAAGACAUCAAGCGUGCCUUCGAGAAGCUACUCUCUCAGAUGAAAACGGACUCGGAGAUGUUUGAUUCCGAUAUGCUAGACCGGGCGUCGUCGGACUGCCCGUUCAGCUUGUGGACAACGGACGAAAGAGCCACAAAGUCGCACCUGAUCGAGUUUGACAAACCGAUCCCCUCGGACCUCUAUCCAGCGCGGAUCAACACAAAGUACACGUACGUGUUCGUGGAGUGGUCCGACAGGGUCUCAGAGUUCUACGACUUGAGCUUCCUGGACAGGCUCCCAGACGUUUGCAAGGCUGCGACUUCCAAGAAGUUGAGGCAGGAGGCAGUGUCUCUCUACACUUGCCUGGAAGCGUUUCUAAAGGAGGAACCACUGGGGCCGCACGACAUGUGGUACUGCCCGCGCUGCAAGCAAAGGCAACAAGCGAGCAAGAAACUAGAUCUGUGGCGACUACCCGAGAUCUUGGUCGUCCACCUCAAGAGAUUCUCCUACGUCCGCUACCAGAACAAGCUGGAAACGUUCGUCAACUUCCCGAUUCACGACUUGGAUCUGACCAAGUACCUGGCACACCGCAGCGUUCCACAGCAGCACGAGUACGAGCUCUACGCAGUGAGCAACCAUUACGGUGGAACAGGAGGUGGCCAUUACACAGCAUUUGUGAACCUGGACCUUGACGGCCAGUGGUACAAUUUCGAUGACAGUCACGUCACCCCAGCAAGCGAAGAUCAUCUCAAGAGUCCCGCAGCGUACGUUUUAUUCUAUAGACGAAAGAAGAACACCGAUAAUGCCACCAGUAAUGGGCAACUCAGCCCAAUUUUGUGACGCUGGUAACCAUUUCUCUCUUUCCGAUCUAAUCUCUGUGUAGCGGCAGGCAAGCACAGCGUUGUCUCGUUCCUCCCACUGCCAUGGAGAGCUGUAAUUUCCUUCCAUUGAAUCACAAACAAACAUUCAAGCUA